AUGAAGUCUUUCAUAGGUGAUAGUUCUUGGCUAGCUCUAAGACUCCUGCUUCUUCACUUGAUCACAUCUCCUGUGCUCAGUCAGAGUACAGGUCUUGCAAUUGACUACUGGCAGACUUCUCCUUGUCCACAGCCUUGCAACAUUGCGGGACCUGACCCAUCGCAAUGGAAAUACUAUCAUGAUGCAAAUGCUCUGCAGAAAUGUAACGACACCACCAUCUUUCAAAUGAACCUGUACAAUGCUGUUGCUGAUCCCAACACCCAUGUACUCUAUCGAGCCUGCACUGCAUCUCAGGCUGUGACGAGCUCCCGUUCGCCAUUGCAAAGGAGGCAAUUUCUGGCUCUCAAUGCGACUGCUCCUACGGAGGUUCAGGCUGAGAUUGAUGUCGCUUCAUGGGGUACAUCUAGCUCCUCCACUUAUUUCCCGUCUAUCUCAUCUUCCAUCAGCCAGUUGACUGAAUAUAUACAUGGAAAUUCCAAAUUUUCUACCUCUCUCUUCGCCCGUUCAGGUGAUGUUGUGGCAGGCAUCUAUCUGGGAGAGCAGAUUGAUCCAAGCAUAGUGUCGGAGGUUGCUCAGAGAUUUAUUCAACAUACCGACUCAGGGACCUUUGAGGCGUGA
Talaromyces marneffei is the source of this 618-nucleotide messenger RNA. RefSeq lists its product as uncharacterized. The transcript has a single exon. The record is from RefSeq and is a predicted model, not a curated record. Lineage: Eukaryota; Fungi; Ascomycota; Eurotiomycetes; Eurotiales; Trichocomaceae. The coding region runs from base 1 to 618 and encodes 205 amino acids.